AUGCAAGGAUUGUAAGAUUUCUCUAAUGUGCUAUUGAUGUCUGGAGGAUCAAAAUGUUUAUCUACAAAUGUUGGAUGGGUUGCCUGCAAUUCAUAUGAAGUCAUAGAUUAUCUUAAGUUUUUCUCAUCUGCCUACAUGUUUACAAACUCAGUCAAUCCAGUUCAAUGUGCUACUGCUCUGGCUCAAUUAAGAAUACUUAACAGUGAAGUGGGCAGUAGAUUAAGAGUUAAGGUUUUGGAGAAUUAUCAUUACAUGAAAAAAGAACUCAAUGCCAGAGGUUACCAGAUAAUUGGGUAUCCAUCUCCAAUUUUACCUUUGUUGAUUGGAAACGAAUUGGUUUGCAGAGUAGUCACAAGACUAAUGAUUGAUGAAGGAAUUCAUUGUAAUGGAAUUGAAUAUCCUAUUGUGAAAAUGGGAUAGGCCAGAUUGAGAGUCAAUUUGUAACCCUAGCACACCAAAGAACACAUGGACACUUUCAUUGAAACUUUCCAUUUCUGCUUUGUAAAAGCAACCUAAAUUGUACAAGAGUCCCUAGAAAAAUAUCAAUUAGCUUUGGAACAACAAGAACAGACACAAAAAGCAAAAGACAGUCAGAAUAAAGCUAAUUUCAAUGAUAAUAGAAUGGAACUCAAAAAACCAAAUUUAUGAAUUAUUAAUUAUCAUAUUAUAUAUAUAAAUAAUUU
Messenger RNA from Paramecium tetraurelia, 683 nucleotides. RefSeq lists its product as uncharacterized. The record is from RefSeq and is a predicted model, not a curated record. The transcript has 2 exons. Gene Ontology annotation, biological process: biosynthetic process. Gene Ontology annotation, molecular function: pyridoxal phosphate binding. NCBI's taxonomy places the organism in Eukaryota, Ciliophora, Oligohymenophorea, Peniculida, Parameciidae.